Molecule: messenger RNA, 2203 nt
Organism: Klebsormidium nitens
Lineage: Eukaryota; Viridiplantae; Streptophyta; Klebsormidiophyceae; Klebsormidiales; Klebsormidiaceae
Source: the annotation of a GenBank genome assembly
CUUGGCGUGUGACUUCUGCAGUUGAGCGGCGCAGAGCGCCUAGAGAGGUUUUUGGUCCAUAAAAUACCCAGAUCUUCGUGGUGCCUUCAGAGAUUGUCAGGGGAUUCAGCCAUCUGCCGUCUUGGAGAGUAAGCCAGCAAUGGCGGCCGCAAAAGCGGAGGACCUGUACCCCGUGUUUCUGGACUUUUUGGAGAAGGCCAAGCUGAAGAAGACGCUUAAAGCCUUGAAGACAGAGCUGAGUGCGCAGCCUGCUUCGAAGCUGCCGAAGCCAGAGGACGACCUCCUGGGGAUCUACAACUUUUACCUCGCAAGCAAGUCAGGGUCUGGCAAGAAGCGGAAAGCCACAGAGGUCCCCGCGCCAGCUGCAAAGCGCGCGAAAGCAGCCAAUGGGGUGGCGGUGCCUGCAAAGAAGGAUGAGGAAAGUUCAGAAGAGGAGUCCUCUUCUGAUGAGGAGGCGGCGCCGACAAAGCCGGCCGCUACAGCCAAGAAGCAACAAGCUCCUGCACCUCCGGUCGCCUCCUCUUCUGAGGAAGAGUCUUCGGACGAGGAAAUGACACCGGCGCAGCCCCUCACGAAAACGACUACUCAGAAAGCUGCUGCCAAGAACGCUACUCCUGCCAAGAGCGCACCUCCAGAGAAGAAAGCGGCACCGGCAAAGAAAGCCACGUCAGAGGAUGAGUCCUCGGAGGACGACUCGUCUGACGAGGAGAAUGAAAAGCCAGCAGCGAAACCGGCAGUGAAGACAGAAGCGGUAAAAGGGGCUGCGAAGGCGGAGGAAAGUUCUUCUGACGAGGAGUCGGAUCUGGAAGAGGAGGUAAAGCCAGUUGCGAAGAAAGUGGUUGCGAACGGGGGGGUAAAGCCUGGGGCAAAGAAGGGGGGGGCGGUGGAACCGAUGGACGUUUUGUCUUCCGGGGAGGAGAGCUCGGACGAGGACGAAGAACCUGUGGCAACACCGGUGAAGUCGGGAGUUGCCGCGAAACUGGGAGUUCCGAAGACUCCGGCAAAGCCAAAGACCCCGGCGAAUGCGGCUGCCAAAGAAGAUGAGUCGUCGUCUGAGGACGAGAGUUCGGAUGAGGAAGAAGAGCCUGUGAAGAAGCCGGAAGGGAAGAAAUCGGUUGAGGUGAAGAAGGAAGUUACGAAGGUGGUGGUAAAGAAAGACGAAGAGUCGUCGUCGGAAGAGGAGAGCUCGGAUGAGGAGGUUGAGCCUGUUCAAAAGCCAAAUGGAAAGACGGCCAAACCGGUGGCGAAAGCGGUUGCGAAGAAAGAGGAGUCGUCGUCCGAGGAGGAAAGCUCAGACGAGGAAGAGGAGACGGUGAAAAAGCUGGAAGCAAAGAAAGCGGAAGUGACGAAGACGGAAGUCAAGAAGACGCAAGUAACAAAGACGGAAGUGAAGAAAGAGGCGGCGAAACCUUCCGUUGAGGAGUCGUCUUCAGAGGAGGAGUCGUCCGACGAAGAAGACGAGCCUGCAAAGAAGGUGGCAGCGAAAACGCCGGCUGCAAAGAAAAAAGAAGCGAAAGCGGCGCCUGUAAAAGCACCGGUAAAAGAAGAUGAAUCGUCCUCUGAGGAGGAGAGCUCGGACGAAGAAGAGGAGAAGAGCACGCCGAAGGGGAAAAAGACAACGGCGGCGCUGGCGCCCGCAACGCCGAAGACGGCGCCGGUAAAGAAAACGGAAGUUGUGGAAGAGGAGCCUGAAGCGAAGGCCGCCUCAACGGGGAAGAAGAACGGGCGUCAUCCGACGGAGAACCGCUUCCAAAGAGUCAAGAUCGACGAGGUGAAGUUCAAGGACGACCGGUUGAAGAACAACUCGUACUGGGCCAAGAGUGGCGCGGAGCAGGGGUGGGGUGCCAAGGCUCAGGAGGUCCUCGGCCAAGUUCGCGGAAAGGACUUCCGACAUGAGAAGACCAAGAAAAAGCGCGGCUCGUACAAAGGGGGUCCGAUUGACUUCGCCAGCCACUCAAUCAAAUUCAGCGAUGAAGACGAAUAGGUUAUGAUUGCCCACAGGACUGACGAGAUUAUUAUUCUUGAGCACUCCUACAUCGAAAGACUUGUAAUGGUUUCGCUUGAAGCAGCGCAUUGUUUUUAGGAGCUGUCGACAUUGGUGUUGGUAGGAGCAUAUAAAAAAAUGCUGGUUUUUGAGCAAUGCUUUUUUGCGCAACCAGAUUGUUUCUCCAGAAAAAAACACAAGAGAAUUUUGAGGUUCUGC